AAUGAGUCAAGAAACCGUUCAUGGUCAAGCUAACCAAGCUUCAAACAACAAACCCGAAAAUGUUCAUACUGAAGCAUCCAGUUUCACACCUCCUAUUCAAACUGAACAAGUGAACUCACAACAUAUUCCCCAAAAUGAUCAAAAUGUCGGAGGUCAACCUGAUGCUAUGUUACCUACCUUAAUGGUAAACUUCUUGCAACAAAUGACUCAUGCCCCUAUGUUUCAACCACCUCCACCACCACUUCCUUUGAUCACUUUAAAAACCUUGAAAGAUAAUGGUGCUGAGGAGUUCCUGGGAGAUCGAAUUGCCGAACCCCAGAUCGCUCUUGAAUGGAUCGAGCAGACCGCUCGUGUACUACAAAAUCUGAACAUACCUCUUACUGAUCAUCCAAAAUUUGCAUCUCAAUUGCUCCGCAAGGAAGCCUAUGAAUGGUGGAAACGCACUGACGAAAAUCCAAACACACCCAAACCAUGGACUUGGGAAUUCUUCGAUUGGGCGUUCAAGAAGGAAUAUAUACCAGCUCGAUUCCGUGAAGAAAAGCGUGCUGAAUUUAUUCAAUUGAAGCAAGGAGAUAUGACACUCCCUGAAUACCGACAAAGAUUUGUCCAUCUCGCUCAAUUUGCACCCACACUGGUGAGCACAGCGGCUGACCGCAUUGAAGAGUUUCGCAAUAGACUUCGACCUGAUCUCAGGCCACACGUAUCUACUAUUCAAACUAUGGAUUUCAUUGAGGCAUACGACCUAAUCUCUAAAGCCGACAAAGAUCUAAGUGAUUAUUAUGAAAGUUUGAAGAUUGAAGUUGUCAAUGUUGGACAGCGCUGUAGGGAAGCCUACAUCGCUGUUCCAGAAGUUUCUGGAAAACCAACCUUGGCUCAACAGCGAUGUCUAAAGUCCAACAUCGCUGUUGGAAGACUUAACGCCAAACCAUGUUUUUGGCUACCCAGGCCAGACAGCGCUGUUGAUUACCUCAACAUCGCUGUUGGUCUUGGUUUAGCCAGACCCAUGGGGGGACAAAGGGAAAGGAUAAUGUGUGGUACUUUGGCUGCAUAUAUGAGGAUUUAUUUGGUGGUUAAAGGGUUAAGAAAGUACCAUGUUUCUCCUGGAAUUUUAUGGUUGUUUAGUGGGUUGUACUAGGGAACAUAGUAGGGACCAUGUUGGGUGGAUGUUGGAAGAUGAAUGGGGCUGUUUUGGUUUCCUAUUGUGACCUGGGAUUAAAAUAGAUAGAAGAUACUUUAUUUUGGAUAUCAAAAGGAAAUGAAAUAUAUUUGGAUGUUUAGG
This is a messenger RNA of Cuscuta campestris, 1279 nucleotides long. NCBI's taxonomy places the organism in Eukaryota, Viridiplantae, Streptophyta, Magnoliopsida, Solanales, Convolvulaceae. The record is from the annotation of a GenBank genome assembly.